AUGGCGCAAAAGUGCGUGCACAAGGGCUGUGGGAAGGUCUUCUCAGACCCAGACGAGCCAUGUGUCUACCAUCCGGGCCCGCCUGUGUUCCACGAAGGACAGAAAGGUUGGAAAUGUUGUUCCAAACGUGUCCUCACCUUCGACGAGUUUAUGAACAUUCCGCCAUGCACGACCGGCAAGCAUAGCACCGUAGACGACACACCAGCUGAAGAGCCGAAGAAGAUCAGCGAUGAGGAAGUAGAAGCGAAGAUCAAGGCCCAGCAAGAGAAGAAGGAACAGCUACCACCCGCCGUUGCGAGAGCGCCUCUAGCUGCGCAACCACCUCGAGCGUCGCCGAGCCCAGCACCACCAGAAGAAGAGGAAGAUGAUCCAAACACUCCUGUGCCGGAUGGAGCGGCAUGCAAGCGUAAGGCAUGUGGUGCGACCUACAAAGCAGGCCCGAACCGGGACGAAGAGAAAUGCACCCAUCAUCCUGGACAAGCGCUGUUCCACGAGGGAAGCAAGGGCUGGACCUGCUGUAAGCGGCGAGUGCUGGAGUUUGACGAGUUCAUGAAGAUACCAGGCUGCAAGACAACCACUCGUCAUCUGUUCGUGGGCAAGAAGAAGGACGCGAAUACUGAAGAGGACUUGAAGGAGGUACGGAACGAUUUCUACCAGACAGCCACGACUGUGAUCGCGUCGUUGUACCUCAAGAAGAUCGACAACAAUCGGUCGAAGGUCAUAUUUACCGACGAUGGCAAGAAGGUUGACCUGGACUUGGUCACCACCGACAAGAAGAGGUACCAGACAGCCAUGGAGCUGUUUGGGGCAAUCAAACCAGCAGACAGCAAGUUCAAGAUCAUGGGCACCAAGCUGGAGCUCACCUUGGCCAAGGCAGACUCAGCGGGCUGGCCGGUGUUGAGGGCAGACGAUCCUCACACAGGUGAAAUCAUCCAAGCUGGUAGGGCUGGCAGGGCGUAG
Zasmidium cellare ATCC 36951 is the source of this 960-nucleotide messenger RNA. RefSeq lists its product as uncharacterized. The transcript is spliced from 3 exons. Bases 1 to 960 code for a protein of 319 amino acids. Lineage: Eukaryota; Fungi; Ascomycota; Dothideomycetes; Mycosphaerellales; Mycosphaerellaceae. The record is from RefSeq and is a predicted model, not a curated record.